AUUCAAGAUGGCGGCUCAAUCACUUGCGAUGUGUUACCAGACUUUUUCCAUAGAUGACGUUUUUAAAAAGCCCAGAUCUUCAAAUUUGCAUCAUUUUCAGAAUGAUACAACUCCCGACUUUUUAAAUAAGUUUGCUGUUCCCACAGGAUAUGAUCCAGUAGAAUUUCUAAAACCGUUCACUAAUGGUGAUAGUGAUAUAAAAAUCCACUUUGAUCAUGGAACAACAACAAUGGCCUAUAAGUUCAAGCAUGGUGUUAUAGUGGCUGUUGACUCGAGAGCAACAGCUGGGUCAUACAUAGCAUCACAAACUGUCAAAAAGGUGAUCGAAAUCAAUCCUUAUCUACUGGGUACAAUGGCUGGAGGAGCUGCAGACUGCUCUUUCUGGGAACGACUUCUUGCUAAGCAGUGCAGAAUCUAUGAACUACGUAAUAAAGAACGUAUCUCUGUUGCUGCAGCAUCUAAGAUUCUCGCAAACAUGGUGUACAGUUAUAAAGGCAUGGGUCUUUCAAUGGGAACAAUGAUUUGUGGAUGGGACAAGAAGGGUCCUGGUCUAUACUAUGUAGACAGUGAUGGUACAAGACUAAGUAAUAAUAUGUUCUGUGUGGGAUCUGGUGCUACAUAUGCGUAUGGUGUAUUAGAUAGUGGAUAUAAGUACGACAUGUCACCUGAAGAUGCUUAUGACUUGGGAAUGAGGUCUAUCUACCAUGCUACUCACAGAGAUGCUUACAGUGGAGGGGUUGUUAAUUUAUAUCACAUGAAGGAGACAGGAUGGAUUAAAGUGUCACAGACAGAUGUAGCCAAACUGCACUAUCAAUACCAAGAUGAAAAAGCCAAAUAAGUUCACUGCAUCCUUCUGUUCAGUAAAUCUAUCACAUUUGUGUUUGUGAUGCUUGUACUUGUGAAAUAAAGAAACUAAAAAUUUUCACACAA
Molecule: messenger RNA, 930 nt
Organism: Exaiptasia diaphana
Lineage: Eukaryota; Metazoa; Cnidaria; Anthozoa; Actiniaria; Aiptasiidae
Product: proteasome subunit beta type-5
Exons: 7
Coding region: 8-838 (276 amino acids)
Cellular component (GO): proteasome core complex
Molecular function (GO): threonine-type endopeptidase activity
Source: RefSeq, a predicted model, not a curated record